Messenger RNA from Quercus robur (English oak), 4088 nucleotides. RefSeq names its product phenylalanine--tRNA ligase, chloroplastic/mitochondrial. NCBI's taxonomy places the organism in Eukaryota, Viridiplantae, Streptophyta, Magnoliopsida, Fagales, Fagaceae. Gene Ontology annotation, biological process: phenylalanyl-tRNA aminoacylation. The transcript has 9 exons. The coding region runs from base 37 to 1176 and encodes 379 amino acids. The record is from RefSeq and is a predicted model, not a curated record. Gene Ontology annotation, cellular component: mitochondrion; cytoplasm. Gene Ontology annotation, molecular function: ATP binding; tRNA binding; phenylalanine-tRNA ligase activity.
UUUUCUGUAAAAAAAAAAAAAAAAAAAAAAAAAAAAAUGGCCAUCUCAAUCGCUCACACUACUCUCCUCUCCAGAACCUCACUCUUUCUCUCUAGAAAUAGCAGAAGCCUCGCCUUUUGCAUUCCUUUCUCUACUUCUUCUUCUUCUGCUGCUUCUUCUUCUCUUCCUUCUGAUAAGCUUCACCGCAACAAAUGGAGGUCACCGGUGGCCUCUGUGCUCGAACUUGGCGGAGUCAAGAUUGGUCGAGAAGAUGUGAUGAGGGAUGACCCUACAAACAAUGUCCCGGAUACAAUUUUCUCAAAACUUGGAAUGCAACUUCAUAGGAGGGAUCAGCACCCGAUUGGGAUUCUGAAGAAUGCUAUAUAUGAGUACUUUGACACCAGUUAUCCUAACAAGUUUGAUAAAUUCGAUGAUCUCUGUCCAAUUGUAACCGUGAAACAGAAUUUUGAUGAUGUCUUGGUUCCUGCUGAUCAUGUAAGCAGGAGUUAUAAUGAUACAUACUAUAUUGAUGCUCAAUCUGUUUUGAGGUGUCAUACAAGUGCUCAUCAGGCAGAGUUAUUGAGAAGAGGACACACUCAUUUUCUUGUUACAGGAGAUGUAUACCGCAGGGAUUCCAUUGACUCGACUCAUUACCCUGUGUUUCAUCAGAUGGAAGGUGUACGUGUGUUUUCACCAGAUGAUUGGGAGGCAUCUGGUGUAGAUGCCACAUCUUAUGCAGCUGAGGACUUGAAGAAAUGUCUUGAGGGCUUGGCAAAUCACCUAUUUGGUGCUGUGGAAAUGCGCUGGAUUGAUACUUAUUUUCCAUUCACCAAUCCAUCAUUUGAACUUGAGAUAUAUUUUCAGGAGAAAUGGUUGGAGGUUCUGGGUUGUGGUGUGACAGAGCAAGAAAUAUUAAAGAGAAGUGGCAAAACGAAUAAUGUUGCCUGGGCAUUUGGUCUUGGAUUAGAGCGGUUAGCAAUGGUUCUUUUUGACAUACCAGAUAUUCGGCUUUUCUGGUCAAACGAUGAGCGAUUCACCUCACAGUUUUCCAAGGGUCAGCUGGGAGUCAAAUUCAAGCCAUUUUCAAAGUAUCCUCCUUGUUACAAAGAUAUAAGUUUUUGGAUCAAUGAAUCAUUCACUGAAAACAACUUAUGUGAAGUUGUGAGAGGAAUUGCUGGAGAUCUUGCUGAGGAGUAACUUUAUGCAUUGUGAUUUGCUGCUUGAGGGGAGGGUGUGCCUGGAGGCCCUGGACAUUCAGUGGAAAUGAAUACAUUUAAUUAAGUGUUUCUUUUUCUGAUCUUUAUAUAUAAGUUAUGUUGCAGAAAUAAACUGCUUUUGAUUUUAUGUAUUGAUAUCAUUGUUUACAAUCAAUUUUAUAUUGUUUUUACCUUAUUGCUCCCUUAUAAGCAACAGAUUUGUGCACUAUUAUGUGAUGAACGACAAAAUAAAAAUAUGUGCAUCUAAUCAUGCUUAGACUAUGUCAACUAGUAGAAAGGGUCAUUAAGUGAUUUUGAAGACUGAGGUAAUGAUCAUGCUUGAUGUGAUCUGAAGCUUGGUUCUGAACUUUUCUGGUUGUAUGUCUAUCUUGUCUUCAUCGUCAUCGUUGUUGUAAGCUUCUUGUUGUUGUUGUCGUUUGCUUGGUAGAAUUUACUGAGACACUCCAGGGCAUAUGAACUGAGUUCUGACUGUGGUCAUCGCUGUAUAUUUAUGGGGGCUGGAGGUCUCAUUUUGCACUUUUUUAACUUCCAAGAAAUGAUUCACCUUUCUCAUACCUUUAGGCAGUUCUAUAAAGUCCUUCCUUGGGUCAGUAGGCUUCAAUACUCAACUUUUGGCAGCAUGGAGUGGUUGAAUAAAUCUCUAGCAGCUUUGUUUAGGGUAUUAAAUUAGUCACUAACACUGGCAAAUGUUUGUUUGGUAGAUGGUGAGAAGUUCAGCAAGGUAUGUUGUCAGUGCAUUACAAGUCGCUUUAUCAUUAUUGCUACUUAAUAAAUCAUUUUAUGCAUGUGAAGGAUUUGAGAGUGAUUGCUUGAAAUAGAUUAGAGAAUAUCUUUCAUGGUUACCUAUGUGAGGUUUGUCUUUCUUACCAAUGAAGACUUUAGGACCUGAUAUGGUUCAUCUAAAGGCACUUUAAGAAAUUUAUCUAAUACUUAAUUUGAGGGGGAAUAUUUGAUCUAUGGGCUCCAGCGUGGGUAAAAUAGGUAACCUACCUAAAAUUGGUGAGAAAGUAUUUAGGUCAAAACAAAUCAUAUAGGAUUGAAUUGAAGGAUUGUAAGAUUUUAUAGACUAUUAUUGGGAUUUAACUUGGACAAUUUGCUGAUGAUACUUCAUAGGGAUAAGUAAGAGAAGGACAUUUCUCUCAGAUGAACCUUACUAUGUUUCGAAACAAUUUCGGGCUUAAAUUUGAAUUUUGCUAAGAGUGAACUGGUUCCAGUUGAGGAAGUGCAGGCUGUGGUAGAGCUAACACAUGUAGUUGGUUGUAAGGUCAGUAAAUUUAUUGCUUUACAUUUUCUUCUUAGGCUCUGCCUCUUGGUCUGUGUUAUGAGUAAAUUUCCAUGAGAUGUGUUAUUGGAGAAAGACAGAAAGAAGGUUGAUGGGAUGGAAAGAAAAUUGUACGUUUCUAAAGGAAAUUAUGAGUACUCUUUCCUGUCUACCAACCUAUUAUGUCAAUAUUUCCCAUGCUUGUAAGUGUUACUAGAAGGCUUGAGAAAUUACAAAGAGAAAUUUUAAGGGGGCUUAGGAAAUAAAGUACCUUUUUGUAAAUUGGGAGACUGUUUGUUCCCCAUUUAGGAAAGCUUGGUGUUUUUAACAGCUUUAUUGAAAAUGGUUAUGGAAAAAAAAAUGCUAUGAAGAGGGAUCUUCUUUGCAGAAUGGUGGUAGGGGCUGAAUACAGGGAGUGUAUUGGGGAUCUUAUUGCAGUUGCUUUGAUUGUUUAUCUUCAUUUUGGGAUUUAUUGGGUAAUGCCAGAGUGGGUGGUGGGUUUAUUGUGGUGUAUGAAAAAUUGUUUUUUAGUAGGCAUGGAAGUAGCAUUUUUUGGAUUGGUAAGUCUGUAAGAGGGAUCCAGAUCCAAGAAUCUAAACUAUAAUUCUGUUGGGAUUUUUAUUAUUGAAGUUGAUCCAUAGGAUCAUAAAAUUGUAGGAUUUAAAGACCUAACAAUGAUCAGCAGAGUAAAAGCAUAGUCCCUUCAUAUUUGACUAAAAGGAUACUCCCAUCAUCCUAGAAGCAAUGUCCUAUGCCAUUUUUCAUUCUGUCCCAAAAUCUUUCUGAAAGUAUAUAGCGUCUUUCUGUUAUCUCUCAUUUUGAGUUAAAGCAAAGGGUCGCAUUGUAGAAUAAUUAGAGCUGAAUAUUUACAUGUCAAGUGCAGUUCCCUUUCAAUGUGGAGAUAUUUGAAAAGAACUUCAUGCGUUAUUUAACAUGUUCGCAAGCACAUGUACAUACUGUGGAUGUUUUUGUUUACUUUUUUUUUUUGGACUAUAUUUAGUGAGUCAUUACAAAAAAGAUUGUUUUUAUGAUCAAUGGUGAUAUGUUAUUAGACAACCUAAUAUAGAUAGCCUUAAAUUGGGAUCUAGACUUUCUUCUCAAGCAUGUUACAGCUAUACAUAUUCAUAGCUGCACUUUUAGUGUCAUCACCUUCUAUAACAAGAAUGGGUAAUUCUCAAUUCUGAAUUUUCAUUAUUGGAGGCGAGCCAUGUUAGUUCUACAAGCCCCCAAAUAACAACUGCAAAUACCUUAAAAGUCUUGCUAAGGUUCUUUGAGCUCAUCCAUGUUGAAUGGUUGACCAUGAAAGUGUCAGCAGGAUCGUGGGCAAGUUAAGAUUUAUUUUGUGUAUGGUUUUCUAUGUCCUACUUUUUGAGAUUGGUAAAUAUCAUGAUUUCAUUAGACUUUCAACGUUGUUAUCAAAUGUUACUACAGAACCUGGCUUGAGUUUGGUCUCUUAAGGAGGCAAUCCUAUAUCUCACCAAUAUGUCUUCUCACCCAAAACUGAAUUUUGCCAAUGACGCUAGUCUAAAAUUGAACUUUGUGACUCUUAGGUGUUACUGAUAGACAAUUUCACCAACAAGAAGGGAAUGACCAGUCAUUGUUAUAGGAUUGCAUAUCGAUCGAUGGAACGU